Molecule: messenger RNA, 3207 nt
Organism: Brassica oleracea var. oleracea
Lineage: Eukaryota; Viridiplantae; Streptophyta; Magnoliopsida; Brassicales; Brassicaceae
Exons: 4
Coding region: 1-3207 (1068 amino acids)
Source: RefSeq, a predicted model, not a curated record
AUGGUGGGAAAUCAUUUAUAUGAAAGGGGGUUUAUGGAUUUCUAUUUUAUAUGGACGAGCCACGGAGAGCAGUGUGGCUAUUCUGGUGAAGCAUCAACAAGCAACAUUCAAGAUCAUGUUGAUGAAGGCACAAAUUCUCCAGUGGAGAACAUGAUUCAUGACGAAUAUCAGGAGACUAAUAUACCAUACGGUGGAUCUGAUGAGAAUGUUUUUGAGGAGCCAUCUGGAGAUGCAAGUAUAUUCUUCAAGAGAUUAGAGGAUGCACAACAACCAAUCUACGAGGGUUGUGCUGAAGGGCUUUCUGGACUAUCAUUGUCUUCACGACUCAUGAAUAUAAAGACUGAUCAUAAUCUGUCUGAGGUGUGCAUGAAUGCAAUCUGUGAUGCGUUCACCGAUUAUCUACCAGCGAAUAAUCGAGCUCCAAAAUCAUAUUAUGAGAUUAAGAAGUUGACACGGUCUUUGGGAUUACCGAUGCACAAGAUAGAUGUUUGUGAGGACAACUGCAUGUUGUUCUGGAAAGACGAUGAGAAGUUACUGAAAUGUCGUUUUUGUGGAAAGGAUAGGUAUAAACCAAAAGCAGAAGGUGGAGGAAAAAACAUCCCUUAUCAGAGGAUGUUUUAUAUGCCUAUUGGAGAUAGGUUGAAGCGUUUAUACCAAUCAGAGAGGACUGCAUCACACAUGAGAUGGCAUGCAGAACAUUUGUCUCCCGAAGGCGAGAUGCAUCAUCCAUCAGAUGGGGAAGCAUGGAAACACUUCCAGAAGGUAUAUCCUCAGUUUGCUUUGGAACCUAGAAAUGUUUAUCUCGCCUUAUCGACCGAUGGUUUUAAUCCUGGAGGAAUGCAUAGUCAAGAUCAUUCUGUGUGGCCCGUUAUGGUCACGACAUACAAUUUGCCACCAGAUAUGUGCAUGAAGAGAGAGAAUUUGAUUCUUUCUGUUUUAGUUCCUGGUCCUAAGCAUCCAAAGAAAAGUCUGGAUAUCUACUUACAGCCGUUGAUUGAAGAGUUGAAAGAUUUAUGGACAAACGGCAUAAACACUUAUGAUGUGUCGAAGAAAGAAAAUUUUGUGAUGCGAGCAGUCUUGAUGUGGACGAUAAGUGAUUUUCCAGCAUAUGGUAUGCUUUCUGGGUGGAUGACACAUGGACGACUUGCUUGCCCAUAUUGUCUUGAAGAAACCGAAUCUUUCUGGUUAAGAAAUGGGAGAAAACAUAGUUGGUUCGAUUGUCACAGGAAAUUUUUCCACGAAGAUCAUCCUUACCGUAGAAAUGUGAGGAGUUUCACAAAGAACAGAUCAGUUAGAGAACUUCCACCUUCGAUUUUGAGUGGUGAAGAAGUUCUUUACGAGAGAAUCAACCAGAUUGAUGGGUUGAAGUGUUCUGUUGUUUGCGGAGGUAAUGGACAUAUACCUCGCGAUAUCGAUGGUUAUGGUGAUUAUCACAAUUGGAUAAAGAAGAGUAUUUUCUGGGAGUUGCCGUAUUGGGAAAAUCAGUUGCUUCGACAUAAUCUCGAUGUUAUGCAUAUUGAGAAGAAUUAUUUUGACAAUAUCAUGAACACGGUAUUGAAUGUGCCUGGGAAGACAAAAGAUAAUUUGAAAUCAAGGUUAGACUUACCCGCUAUUUGUAACAGAAAAGGAUUAGAGGUGACAGAAGAUGGGAAGUUGCCAUUUCCGGUUUUUAGAUUAUCAAGUGAAACAAAAAAAAUAUUUCUCCGAUGGUUGAAGCGAGAGAUUAAAUUUCCGGAUGGAUAUGUUGCGGAUAUUUCAGCUUGUGUGGAUGAAGAAAAUGGGAAGCUUGCGCACUUAAAAAGUCACGAUUGUCAUGUUAUUAUGCAACGUCUACUUCCGAUAGCCUUUUCAGAACUACUUCCACGAGAGGCCCAUAAAGCAAUAUCAGAUAUAGCGCUAUUCUUCAGAGAUAUUUGUGGAAAGACUUUGAAAAAAAGCGAUGUCGAAGUAAUGAAAGACAAUAUUGCUGUGAAGACUUGCAAUCUAGAAAAAAUAUUCCCUCCAUCAUUCUUUGAUGUGAUGGAACACCUUCCCGUUCACCUACCUUACGAAGCUGCAUUAGGAGGCCCUGUUCAGUUCAGAUGGAUGUAUCUAUAUGAACGACAAAUGAAUCAUCUGAAACAGAAAGCAAAAAACAAGGCAAAAUAUGCUGGGUCAAUAGUUGAUCACUAUAUCACAGAAGAAAUCUCCCAAUUUUCUUCUUACUAUUUCGCGGCAGAUGGUCGAGGUACACAUCAUCAUCAGACGACUCAAGGUGAAAUUCAGUUCACAUACGAUUAUCCAGAUGUUCCUAGCAUGUUUCAGCCUAUUGGAAGGGUAAGUGGUAAAUCUAAAGAAGCAUGGUUAACCGAAGAAGACGCUCACAUCUUACAUACAUUUCUUCUGCUCAAUUGCGAAGAAAUCGAACCUUAUGAGAGGUUGUAUGAGGAUUAUAUGCGUAUACACCAACCAGGCAUUACAGAAAAAGAGUUGACAUUUGCAAAAGAAAAUGAUUUUGCAUAUUGGUGUAGAGAUUAUAUCAAUGAUGUAGAACAUAAGGAUCCAGGAAACUCUGUUUCUUUGUGGUUGCUUGAGUUUGUCCAAGGGCCAAAGCGACAUUAUAAAACAUGGCCAAUGUUUAUCUCAAGGGGAUACAAAUUUCACACAUAUGAUCAUGGACAACACAAGAAAACGAUGAACUAUGGAGUUUGUGUUCGAGGAUCACCAGACUCAGAGUUCUACGGUAUUAUAAACGAGAUAUUUAUGAUCGAGUAUCAUGGCGCUGUCGGUCUUAAGACAAUGGUUUUUCGGUGUAAGUGGUUUGACCAAACCAUUGGACAAGGAAUGCGGAGACACCCUUCUGGCAUUGUUGAUAUAUGUCCAAAGAAACACUAUCAGAAGUAUGAUCCUUUCAUUAUAACUAAUCAAGCUGAUCAAGUAUGUUAUAUUCCUUAUCCUCGUAUUAGACAACGCAACGAAGAAUGGUGGGUAUGUUCAAAGGUCAUUCCACGUGGUGUUCGAUCAUCCCCGCAAAUGAUUGAUUUAGUUCUACAAGAUGACAACUACAACCAGAUUGUUGCACCUGUUGAUCUAUUAGAUGUAGCGGAACAUGCAGUUGAUGCUGAAACCGAUGAUGAAAUGGAAUUAGAUGAUCCAACAAUAGAUGAGGAGCCUACACUAGAAGAUCACUAUGAAAGUCCAAAUGAUGGUUCUUACGGAUCCGAAUAA